Molecule: messenger RNA, 2426 nt
Organism: Hermetia illucens (black soldier fly)
Lineage: Eukaryota; Metazoa; Arthropoda; Insecta; Diptera; Stratiomyidae
Product: 8-oxo-dGDP phosphatase NUDT18
Exons: 1
Coding region: 852-1865 (337 amino acids)
Molecular function (GO): magnesium ion binding; 8-oxo-GDP phosphatase activity; 8-oxo-dGDP phosphatase activity
Source: RefSeq, a predicted model, not a curated record
AAUUCUAACUGUUGGAAGUGGUGGACGGUGCUGUCCCGCUUGUGGAUUUGUGAUUUCUGUUCUUCAGGCGAAUUAGUGGAAAAAUACAUAAAUUGUAGAAAGUAGCGACUUAUGCAACUCAUCAAAAUCAGAAAAUGCACUAGAAACCGGACCGACAGCUCGGGAAAGUUGCAUCAAAGUCGAUUACUCGCGCGGCCUCAAGAGAAUACCUGGACAGGUGCAGUGUCGGAUUGUGUGUACCGCGAAGUGUAAACAAAACAAGUGUGGUUGCGCCGGAGGAAAGUAUCUAUCGCCUCGGGCAGCGAGAGCGCUAGAAACACGUUUGGAAACCCUGCCCGCCAGCGUAGAUCGCGGACUCUGCCACGGCCCCGCGCUCACAGCAUUAGACUUCUUGCAAAUAAGCGUUUCUUGGGUUGUUUACAGUUGCUGCCCGCUUCAGUGGCACUUGCGCUCAUGAUCGUGCCUCCGUACCUGUCUGCCCAGGUACUCGCUCCAUUCAACAUAAAUUCCGAUCGACAGUUUCAUCGUUAGAGUCGCAAAUCAGUCAGUGAGCGCUGUCGCGACGGUUUGGACGCAAACAUUGGUUGGUUGGAAAUUGUUCGGGCAUCUACAGUUCUCGGGCUCGUAGCUGUUUGUUUGGAGCCAGAUAAGAUCUACAUUCGGGCCUGUGUGGAUUAGAAGCGGUAAAUUGGUGGAAUUCCUUCGCGGACUGUAUGCAAAACGCGUUGCCAAUUGUGCGGGCGAAGUAGCCAUCGCUGGCGGAGAACUAGGUCAGGCCGUGCCGAUACGGCUGCCACUGCAAGAAAACCGGAAACUAAUGACCCAGAACAAGUACGACUUUUCCCACAACAAUGCCCGAUAAAAUGGAAGAGAGUCUAUCGAGGCUGCUGGGCGGCCUCCAUUUGGACGACAUCACCGCCGAGCUAUGCGAUUUCACAAUAGAAGAGCAGAAUGCCGCCAACGAGGCCCAAGGCAUUCAGCCCACGGCGUCUUCAGACUUCGUUCCCGUCUUGGGCAAAAAUAUCACUUACAUUGUGGCUUGCGUGCUAAUUAACGAUUCAGAUCAAGUGCUGAUGAUGCAAGAGGCGAAGAAGUCUUGUGCAGGCAAAUGGUACCUGCCAGCCGGGCGGAUGGAGCAGGGCGAAUCGAUUUGCGACGCGGCCGCGCGUGAAGUCUACGAGGAGACGGGACUCAACGUCGAGAUGACCACGCUCCUGGGUCUGGAGGCGGCGGGAGGUUCAUGGUUCCGCUUCGUGCUAACCGGGAGGGUAACUGGCGGCGAGUUGAAGACCCCAGCCCGGGCCGACCAGGAGUCUCUCCAGGCCAAAUGGAUCUCGGACCUAGCGGAAGUCAGCUUGCGUGCCAACGACAUCGUCGGGCUCAUUGAACUCGCCCGGAUGUACAAAAACCGCGGAUCGAACCCUUGGCACAGCGCAAUCCUCCCGACCAAAUUCUCGCACCACAAGAACUACCUGCGGGUCGUCGUGGCGAUCCGCAAGCGCGCCACCAACAACCUGCACAUUCUGCUUAGCGAGCGCAACACCUACCACUUUCCCACGGUGGAAAUCCACCCAGCACGGAGCCUACACUCGACCCUACGCAAAUUCAUGAUCGAAAUGUUUGGCGCGGACCUGCCCCAGCAUCGACCUCACGGCGUGCUCACUAUCGAGCAUUCACCAUCGGCGCCCCCGCACACCACAGACGGCCUCUGCAUAACGUUGCUGGUUGCAUUCCGACCCGCACUGGAGGAAGUGUCUCUCAUCGGGAAGUGCGUGUGGCAUGAAUUAUCCAAAGAAAUCGGCGAACAGUUGGGGCGCAUUCUUGCGAGCAAAAAUAUGACAAUUCCGUUGCACGUCGUGCGAUAAUGUGGCCAGCGGGUCCCACUUUGGAGCUAUCGAAUUUGAUUCGGAAUCUCUGGUGCAAGCACGGUUCAGCGCGCUUUGUUGAUAAAUUCUAUGUCUUGAUCUACUUUUUUCAUGGAAUUUGAUGUUAUGUAAAUAUAAUUUAGGUUUAAGGAAAUGUUAAAUCGCUUUCGAGAGCAGAAUGUUCACGGAGAGUCGUCGCUCGCACGGUCAGUUCCCAUCGUACUAUGGCUCCUGUGGAAGUGCUUAAUCGAAACCUGCGCCCGAUUACGUAUUAUCCAAAGAAUCAAGUCACGAAUUCGCGUUGCGUGCUUUACAUACUUUCCCACCAGCAGCAGCCUACAGCCGACGAAAAGAAAACUCCAGGCCCUUCCCCCUGCGACUCUCCAGCACGAUUCGAGUGAAGAAUUUCUACAGUUUAGCCGCGAGCCUCCGAACGACCGUUAGAGCAGGUGCAGAGCAACCUUAUCGAAUAUUAUUGUGUUGAUAGUAAAUGUAUGCUAUUGCAUUUCACGUUUAUACAAAUUCAUUAUUACUUGGGGAAAUAAAGCCCAUAACCGAAAU